GAGUGUUGUUGCAGUCGAGACAGGCCGCUGAGCACACAGCAUAAAUACCGCCCUCUUGUGAUAAAGUUAUCAGAUAGACGAAAUCAAGAUGGCAACCCACAGUGAUGACGACGACUUGCUCUCAUUCGAACCUUCCUUGCGGAAUAUCAUCGACCAGACUUCCUUGAAAUGGGUGUUUGUUGGAGGAAAAGGAGGAGUAGGAAAGACAACAUGCAGCUGCAGUCUAGCUGUUCAGCUUUCAAUGCACCGUGAGUCCGUCCUCAUCAUAUCUACGGAUCCCGCUCAUAACAUCUCGGAUACUUUUGAUCAGAAGUUCUCCAAGGUGCCAACGUUAGUUCGUGGUUACACCAACCUCUUCGCCAUGGAGAUUGAUCCGAACCUCGGUAUAGGAGAGCUACCGGACGACUACUUUGAUGAUGACAGUCCAUGGGCUGUUGGAAAACAGUUAAUGCAGGAACUAAUGGGAGCUUUUCCUGGUAUCGACGAGGCAGUCAGUUUUGCUGAAGUCAUGAAAUUGGUGAAGAACAUGAAUUUCUCUGUGGUUGUGUUUGACACUGCGCCAACAGGACACACGCUGAGAUUGCUCUCAUUCCCAGCUCUAGCAGAGAAAGGUCUUAGUAAACUCCUACAACUCAAGAAUCAGUUCAACCCAUUCAUCCAACAGAUUGGAGGCAUGCUUGGUUUGCCAGACAUCAGCGCCAACGAGGUACUGGGUAAACUGGAAGACACUGUUCCUGUUAUUAAGAGCGUCAGGGAAGCCUUCAACGAUCCAGACCAGACGACGUUUGUCUGCGUCUGCAUCGCUGAGUUUCUCUCCUUGUACGAGACGGAGAGACUCGUCCAAGAACUUGCCAAGAACGACAUCGACACUCACAACAUCAUCGUUAAUCAACUCCUCCUUAAAGAGGAGGGUGAGGAGAAGACAUCCAUGUGUAAGAUGUGCGCAGCCAGGAUCAAGAUGCAGCAUAAGUAUUUAGAUCAGAUUGAGGAUCUUUAUGAGGACUUCCACAUCACUAAACUACCUCUUCUACAGUAUGAAGUGCGCGGGGAUGAGAAGGUAAAAGACUUCUCUAACUUCCUCAUUGAACCCUACAGAAGAUUCCAGAAAAACAAUAAAGUGGGUAAAUUAUGACGCCUUGACUUUGCAUAAAAACCUGGGCCCAAUUUCAUAGAGCUGCUUAAGCAAAAGAUUUUACUUAAGCAAAAAAAAUCUUUGUUUUG
Messenger RNA from Asterias rubens (European starfish), 1221 nucleotides. RefSeq names its product ATPase ASNA1 homolog. The transcript is spliced from 7 exons. Gene Ontology annotation, molecular function: ATP binding; ATP hydrolysis activity. Gene Ontology annotation, cellular component: GET complex. Lineage: Eukaryota; Metazoa; Echinodermata; Asteroidea; Forcipulatida; Asteriidae. Gene Ontology annotation, biological process: post-translational protein targeting to endoplasmic reticulum membrane. The record is from RefSeq and is a predicted model, not a curated record. The coding region runs from base 89 to 1132 and encodes 347 amino acids.